GAUGAUACAGUUGUUUUCUCAUGUUCCUGGCACAGGCACCAGAGCAAUGGAGCUGUCAUUGCCCGCUGUGGACAGCCAGAGGUCAGCUGGUGGGGUUGGCGAAAUGCAGAUGAUGAGCACCUCGUGCAGUCAGUAGCCAAAGCUUGUGCUUCUGAUUCCCGAUCGAGUGGUGGCAGCAAGCUGUCAACUAGGAAUAGUUCCCGAGACUUUCCCAAUGGGGGAGACCUUUCCGAUGUGGAGUUUGAUUCUUCUCUAUCAAAUGCUUCAGGAGCAGAGAGUUUAGCCAUCCAACCGCAGAAGCUUUUGAUCUUGGAUGCUCGCUCCUAUGCAGCAGCUGUGGCAAACCGAGCCAAAGGAGGAGGCUGCGAAUGCCCAGAUUAUUACCCGAACUGUGAAGUUGUGUUUAUGGGGAUGGCAAACAUUCAUUCUAUCCGGAGGAGUUUUCAGUCUUUGAGGUUGCUGUGCACACAGACACCAGAUCCGGGAAAUUGGCUUUCAGCUCUUGAAAGCACAAAGUGGCUUCAUCACCUAUCUGUGCUUUUGAAGUCGGCCCUUCUGGUGGUGCAUGCUGUGGAUCGUGACCAGCGACCUGUACUAGUGCACUGUUCAGAUGGCUGGGACCGCACCCCUCAGAUUGUGGCACUGGCUAAGCUCUUGCUGGACCCUUAUUACCGAACCAUAGAGGGUUUCCAGGUCCUUGUGGAGAUGGAGUGGCUAGAUUUUGGCCAUAAGUUUGCUGAUCGGUGCGGUCAUGGGGAGAACUCGGAUGAUCUGAACGAGCGUUGCCCAGUGUUUCUGCAAUGGCUUGACUGCGUUCAUCAGCUUCAGAGGCAAUUUCCUUGCUCUUUUGAGUUCAAUGAAGCAUUCCUUGUGAAACUGGUGCAGCAUACCUAUUCCUGCCUCUUUGGAACAUUCCUGUGCAACAAUGCCAAGGAGAGAGGGGAAAAGCAUACUCAGGAACGAACAUGUUCUGUAUGGUCGCUUCUACGGGCUGGCAACAAGGCUUUCAAAAACCUACUGUAUUCCUCUCAGUCAGAAGCCGUACUGUACCCUGUGUGCCAUGUGCGUAACCUGAUGCUGUGGAGUGCAGUAUAUCUGCCCUGCCCAUCUCCUUCUACCCCUGUGGAUGACAGCUGUGCACCAUAUCCAGUCCCAGGCACCAGCCCUGAUGAUCCUCCCCUGAGCCGCCUACCAAAGACUAGAUCAUUUGACAAUCUGACUAUAGCCUGCGACAGCACAGUGCCUCUGGCCAGCCGGCGAAGCAGCGACCCCAGCUUGAAUGAGAAGUGGCAGGAGCACCGGCGCUCUCUGGAACUGAGCAACCUUGCUGGUCCUGGAGAGGAGCCUUCUGCUGACAGCCUAGGAAAGCCCAGCCGGGUGCCCGGGGGUGCUGAGCUGUCCGUGGCAGCUGGGGUGGCUGAGGGGCAGAUGGAGAACAUUUUGCAAGAGGCCACCAAAGAAGAGAGUGGGGCUGAAGAGCCUGCACACAGGGGUAGUGUGGAGAUGCCACAGAUCAAAGAGGAGAACAGGAUCGCAACUGAGGGCUCAGCCAUUGUACUUUACCAAGAAGCAGAGUUGGGUGAUGCUAUUCUGAGGAGCCAUCCAGACUCCAGCCUGUCUCUAUUCUCACAGGGUAUUCCUGAAGAGCAGGGUGGGCCCAGUGUUCUCUCCAGUUCACUCCAGGAACCCUACAGGGGAGAGGAUUCUCAGGAGGUUCCUUUGGAGCAGCCUCCAAUAGAGGAUAUUACAGAGAACCAGGAGGAUGCAGCUCCUUCCAUCCUAGUAGAUGUAAAAGUUGGUUAUGGUACCUCACUGUCUAGUUCUCCGCCACCUUCCCAAGUCCCUUUUGAGACCAGAGGACCAAACAUGGACAGUUCCAUGGAUAUGUUGAUGGAAGAUAAUGUGAAGUCAGAAAGUGGACCCCAAGUCCACCGUAAGUCUUGCCUGGUUAUCACUGGUAGGUUCAGUGGCAAAGACGUGCUUCCCCCAGCACUGGAGCCCAGGCCUGCUGAGAGGAGCCUCAUUGAGAAGCCACAAGUGGGGUCUGUGGUACACAGGACUUCUCCUGGCAGCACUCUUAGCCCAACACGGGCCCCUUGUGCCUUGCCUUUAGCCGAAUGUAAAGAGGGGUUUGUGUGUAACGGUGCCCCAGAGACUGAAAACAAGGCCUCAGAGCAGCCCCCAGCACUUGGCACCCUCCAGAAGUACUCCACACCCAAUGGGCACUGUGCCAAUGGGGAGGCUGGGAGGAGCAAGGACUCGCUGAGCCGCCAGCUGUCUGCCACAAGCUGCAGCUCUGUCCAUUUACACUCGAGAAACUUGCACCACAAGUGGCUGCAUAGCCACUCGGGAAGGCCAUCCGCAGUCAGCAGCCCUGAGCAGCCUUCCCGCAGCCACCUGGACGACGAUGGCAUGCCUGUGUACACAGACACAAUCCAACAGCGCCUGCGUCAGAUCGAGUCAGGCCACCAGCAGGAAGUGGAGACCUUGAAGAAACAAGUCCAGGAGCUAAAGAGUCGCCUGGAGAGCCAAUACCUGACUGGAUCACUGCGCUUCAAUGGGGACUUUGGAGAUGAAGUGACUUCAAUCCCUGACUCGGAAAGCAAUCUGGAUCAGAACUGUUUGUCUCGCUGCAGCACAGAGAUUUUCUCUGAAGCCAGCUGGGAGCAGGUGGAUAAACAGGACACAGAGAUGACCCGUUGGCUCCCUGACCACCUGGCUGCCCACUGCUAUGCGUGUGACAGUGCCUUCUGGCUCGCCAGCAGGAAACACCAUUGCAGGGACACUGACCGUGUUGAUCAAACGUGGAACUGUGGGAACGUAUUCUGCUCCAGUUGUUGUAACCAGAAGGUCCCGGUUCCUAGCCAGCAGCUCUUUGAACCCAGUCGAGUGUGCAAGUCUUGCUAUAGCAGUCUACAUCCCACAAGCUCCAGCAUUGACCUUGAACUGGAUAAGCCCAUUGCUGCCACUUCAAACUGAAGCUCAGUGACCUGGGGUGGGCAGAGGCCAAGCUGCUGUCCCUCUGACAGGGCCACACAGCCUGAGCAGACCUAGAGGCCCAUGCGCUUUGGAAUGGGGGCAUGGAAUCACCUGUACAGAGUGACAGAAAUUGGGAUGUACCACUGGAUUGUAGAUUGAUUUUUUUUUUUUUUUUUUUUUUUUUAAAUUUUUUUUCCCUUCUCCCGCUUUCCUUCCCCCUUCCCUUUUCCAUCCUCCCUCUGCCUUCAAAAAGGAAAAAAAUCCCUUGGUUGUUUUAAUUUUUUUUUUUUUUUUUUUUUAAUGGAAGACCAGAGGUUGCCAAGUCUCCUGUAAUUGCCGAGCUGCUUACUGUCAAGCACACUGGGAGAUGGCUUGGUGCUUCCUUAUGGAAGGAGGCUGGUCAGAGCCAAGAGUGGAGGCCUGAGACAGUGAGCAGGAAAGAAGGUUAGCACCAACAUUUGUGAUCAGUCCUCAUACCACCACCACCACCACAUCAAAGUUGGUUGGGAAACGUUUGUUGCCAGGGAAGCUGGAAGCAUCUUUCCCAAGAGAACCUCCCCAGGUGCCUUCUCUCUCUUUGAGAGGGGCUGGGCCAUCCCACUUUACAAACAGAAAAUGAGGUUUAUAUUUGGAGGGAGGGGCACACACAGCAAAUGGAUCCCUCAGGCCCCAUUUUGGGGAAGGUAGAAGGAGCUAGGGAUGGGUGAUCAGCAUGUUGUUCCCCAUGGGAUUCUGUUUUUAACUUGACCCAAAUUGUCUAGGGCUCCCUCUGUUUUUCAGGGGGCUGCCUCCUGGGCAGGCCAGAUAGUGCUUCCUUGUGAGUGAGAGUACAGAAUGGCCAGAAUGUGGUGUCCUGCUUCCAUGGCCAAGGCCCGCCCUGAGCCCCAGGCACACCUUGGAGCCACUUCCAGGGCCUGGUCCCCCAAACAGUCUUUCUUCCUCAGCCAGGACAGGGAAAUCCAGACUCAGGGUUCCAAAAAUUCCCCAUUCCCAAACCAUACAAAUCAUGGAUCUUCCCCUUAAGGGGUAGAAUCAGCCUUUAUAGUUAUGAAGGUCCCCACACAAUCAGCCUUCCUCCUCCUUCCUUUCUUGGAGCAGCAGGAAAGGCCCAGCAGUCCCCCUGCCCUGCUUCUGGCUGCCUGAAUGGGUACAUGUCUGGCUGCUGGCCAGCAGUAAAGGGCCACUUGGUUAUUCUGCAGUGUUCCUUAGAGACGUGACAUCACCUGGAAGAGAUUCGGGGUACCUUUCCUCAGUGAGCUUUGAUGUGGUCCAAAAAGAGCCUUAAAUCAAGAGUAUUUGUGAUGGAGGUGGGUGUGGGGGAGGACAGGGAGGAAUUUAGGUUUGUGCUUUGUGAUGUUGGCAUCCAUGUUUUGUGCCUGCCCUCCCUCUUGGGGAAGGGCCAUGCUUGGUUUUGCUGAACACUGCUAACUGGUGGUAGGGUACAUCAUGUAAGAGGAAAAGGUGAGGUUAGGGAAUGCUUAAGUUCCAGCCCUUUCCCUUUGGAAGCAGGUCCCUGGCCAAGGGCAAGCUGUGUCUUGGGAAGGUGGCUCCUACGUGUGCCUGAGUAUGGUUACACGUGGCCCAGAAACAUUUCCUGGCGCGGUCAGUCCAGGCAAAGCCCAGAGUCUGAGCUUAGAGAAACAGGGUGUAAUUCUUCUCCACACUCCACAUGCUCUGAUGGUGAAGGUAGGGAGAAGUAAGUGUAAUUGAAGAUUGUGCAGUUCUUAGUGACAGGUGCCAAGAGGUUAUGAUACGGGUUUCUUGGGUCUGAUGUACAGUGUGAAUAAAUGCUUGCAGCUCUUAGCUCUUUUUUGAUCAAUGAAGCACUUUUUUAAUAUUUUUCUUUGUAUGUAAAGGAGGAACCAUAACUCUCCGUAGCUGUACAUAUAACCCUUUUCUCCUAAAGAGGAGUCAGUCAGUGCUCCUAUAUUUUUCAUUUUUUGUCAAAGCAAGAAGUAAAUACUUUAGAAUUGUUAAAUAUAUAAAUAAAGUGAAUAAAGUUGAGUGUUUCACAUGGUG
Molecule: messenger RNA, 4998 nt
Organism: Marmota monax (woodchuck)
Lineage: Eukaryota; Metazoa; Chordata; Mammalia; Rodentia; Sciuridae
Product: myotubularin-related protein 3
Exons: 12
Biological process (GO): regulation of autophagy; dephosphorylation
Molecular function (GO): protein phosphatase binding; metal ion binding; phosphatidylinositol-3,5-bisphosphate 3-phosphatase activity
Source: RefSeq, a predicted model, not a curated record